Messenger RNA from Fibroporia radiculosa, 693 nucleotides. RefSeq lists its product as uncharacterized. The coding region runs from base 1 to 693 and encodes 230 amino acids. Gene Ontology annotation, biological process: protein localization to organelle; Golgi to plasma membrane protein transport; intracellular protein transport. Gene Ontology annotation, molecular function: GTPase activity; GTP binding. The record is from RefSeq and is a predicted model, not a curated record. The transcript is spliced from 7 exons. Gene Ontology annotation, cellular component: Golgi apparatus. Lineage: Eukaryota; Fungi; Basidiomycota; Agaricomycetes; Polyporales; Fibroporiaceae.
AUGGCCAAGCCCGAGCCGCGUCUUGGUUGGUGCUUGCAAUAUGUAUCAUUUGAUCAAGGGGUUUUACGAAUACUUUACGAGGAAGAAUUCUCUGUCAUUAUUCUGGGGCUUGAUGGUGCGGGCAAAACGACGUUGCUGGAGAAGAUAAAGACGCUAUACAACGAUACACCUGGUCUUGCACCCGACAAGAUAGGGCCCACUGUUGGUCAAAAUAUGGGCAAGAUCACACUUCCAUCGACCAUCUUGCAGUUUUGGGAUCUUGGUGGACAGCGUGGCAUACGGUCUAUCUGGCACAGAUACUACGAUGACUGCCAUGCUGUUGUGUUCGUUCUGGAUGCGCAGGACAGGGAGAGGCUGGGUGAAGGUUGGGAAGUCUUCGACUCUGUGCUGUCCUCACCCAAGAUCUUGGGAGUACCCCUCCUUUUACUUGCAAAUAAGCAGGACAGCCCGCAGAGCCUGUCUGUAGAGGAGAUCCGAAACGGUUACGAAGAGUGGUACCAGAGUAAACAGGAUGCUGCCCGUCGGCAGUACGGAGAUGAGAUUGAGCUCGAGCAACGACGGGACCGUUUCGCAAGUUUGGACGUCAUGGGAAUAUCUGCCUUGGAAGGAACUGGCGUGCGUGCAGCAGUUGAUUGGCUUUUCAUUCGUGUGCAGAACAGUCGACGUCGAGAUGAACGAGAUGAUGGUAGAUAA